CCAAAUAGUUCCAACAUCAACCGUAUCCUAAGCAGAGUGAGGUUACAAAUAUAUUUAUAUUGACAACUUGAAUUGGAAGUACUUACAAUUAGUAUCAGUAAACGUUACAAAUUAAAAAACAUUUUCAAGCGUUGAAAAUGUUUGUGAAAGUUUCAUGAAAUGCUGAUUUAUUUAAUAAUUUACACUAUUUCUAAAGAUGUGUUAAAGGGAACUAGUUAUGAUACCAAGAACUUAUAACUUAAUCGUAAAAAAAUGGAAAACUGUGAAAAGACAGAUAGAAAAAACUAUUGUUGGAGCUUUUGUAAUCGACAAAAAGAGUCAUACUAUUGUGGAGCCUCACAAUGUUCAUUACAAGAACCUCCAAAAGUGUUACCUCAUCGCUUUUUACCUAUCGACAUUUGCGGACUGGCUUCAAGGACCUUACAUUUACAAACUUUAUGCAGAUUAUGGUUACACAGAUGACACAAUUGCUCUUCUAUACAUCACUGGCUUUGCUUCUAGUUGUUUAUUUGGAACUAUAAUCGGUCAAAUGGCUGAUCGAUUUGGAAGAAAACUUCUUUGUUCAACAUUUGGAAUAUUUUACUCAUUAUGCUGCCUCAGUAAAAUUAGUUCUAAAUUUACUAUAUUAUUUAUUGGCAGAAUUUUAGGUGGGAUAUCAACAUCCAUUCUUUUUACAACAUUUGAAGCAUGGUAUGUUAAUGAGCACUUAAAUUUCUAUAAACUACCUCCUGAGUGGUUGAAUAACACUUUUACAAGAGCUACAUUUUAUAAUGGUUUGUCUGCCAUAGUUGCAGGAAUCACUGCUCAAAUAUUAGCUGAAUACUUUAAUUUUGGACCUGUAUCCCCCUUCCUUUUUGCAAUACCUUUUCUUAUAGCUUCUCUGUUAGUUAUUCAGUCUACAUGGAAGGAACAUUCUGCAGUACAGCAAAAAUCCAGUUCUAGUUUAAUAUCGAGUUUUUUUGAGCCUAUUCGCUUAUUAUUCCAAGACGAUUUUCUGUUGUUAUUUCUAGGAAUCAUACAGUCUGUAUUUGAAGCUGUAAUGUAUGCCUUCAUUUUUUCGUGGACACCAAUAUUGACAAAUCUUAAACCUCCAUUAGGCCUGAUAUUUUCUAUGUUUAUGGUUAGCUUGAUGGCAGGAUCUAAAUUAUAUGCCUCUUUAAUAUCUCAGCAUUACUAUCCACAGAACCUUCUCAUAUUUACAACAGUAUUAUCAGCUUUCUCUUUUUGUUUAGUUACACUUUCUUUGACAAACAUUGUUGUACAUGUUGAAACCCAUGACCUAGAACCAAGUACUAUGACAUCCAUGAGUUUGCUGUGCUUAUCAGCAUUUUUAAUUUAUGAAUUUUCAGUUGGAAUGUAUUAUCCAGCCAUGGGUUAUCUAAGAUCUCGUAUCUUUCCUGAAGAAUGCAGGGCUUUAUUGUCUAAUUGGUUUAGAGUUCCAAUGAAUGUGAUAACAUGCCUCACUCUUUUGAUUAAAGAGGGAAACCAUGCAAGAGAGUUUAUAUCACUCAAAAAAUUUCAAUUGUUGUUUUCGAUUUGUACAGUUAUGCUUGUGGGGACGAUAUGUUUAUCAGUCCUAUUUGCAAAAAAAUAUUCCAAAAAAAUUAUACAAGAUGAGCUGAAUGAUUUGAGAACAGGAAAAUCACAACCGAGUGAAACUGUUUGAAUUAUUUGGUUAGGUCAAAGGCGAUAUUGGACUGUUCAUAGGAUAUGGCAAAUUUAAGGAAAUUUUACUGUGAUAGUAUUGGUUUUAAAAAUGUUUUCAUAUUAAAACAAACAAUGCAUUUCUUUCUUUUGAUAAUAGUAAUUUUUCUGUGAAAAGUCUGAUUUUUUCUAAUUUUAGAAUGAAACAGACUAAAGUGUUUGUAUAUAUUCCUAACCCUAAUAUAUUUAUGAUCAAAUUAAUUAUUAGGCAUAGAUGUUUUAAAUAAAUCACUUAAUUGUGAUGGUUACAUGGAGCACUAAAUAAUAUUUGUAAAAAAAAAUAUAUAUAUGAUUUUCUUGUAUCAUUAAUUUACUAAAGAACAAAUAUUUGGUGUUCCAUACAUCCUGAUCAAAACAAUGUAUAUAUUUUUAACUAUAUAAAUCAUAGUAAAACUAUGAUGAAAAAUUGUCUAUAUUUACUUUUUGAAUAAAAUAAAAAUGUAAUAUAUUUAAAAAUAGCAUAAUAUAAAUUAGCAAUGACUGAACUAAAAACUAAACAUGUGAUGUAAUAUUUUGAUUGAUUGUACGAUAACACUUAAUAAUUAGUAAAACUUGGUGUAUAACUUAAUACACAACUUGUUUGAAAUUUCUAAUGAUUGAAGUUGAAUUCUAAACUUUUGUAUUUUAAAUGAAGACUGAUAUGAUUUUCUAUACUUUUCAAAACUGAUGCAGAUAACACUUGUAAAAUAAUUAAUUAACUAAGCCAAUUAGAAUAAACUAUCAUAUAUACACAUAGACUAGUGAUUAGUGUACAUUACUUAAACUAAGUCACACCUACACACUAUAAGAUGUAUUCAAUUCAACAGUAGUAAACCUAUUUUAACUCUAUUUAAUUAAAACACCACCAAAAAAGAAAUUGUUGAAAAUAAUUGUUAAGAUAGUUUCUUUUAUAUAAUUGGUUCACCAUAGGAAUGUUAUGCAACAGUGGUACAAUGCAGGUAUUAAAAAUAUAUAAAUUAUAACUUAAUAAACUUAUAAAUUGAAAUGUGAUAGAUUAAUCUCUUACGACUUCUUCAUAGUGUAUUAUUAUCAUAGUGAAAUUAGGGAUGUAUUAAUUUUAUUUUGUAAUUGUAAUAAAAAAACUGAUAAAAUUUAAGAACGAAAAACAAAUUACACAAUUAUUUUCAUUUUAUUUAUGUUUUUUGAAAAUUAUCUUAUAUAAUUGAUGUGUGAAAUAGGCAACAUAACAAUUGUAUCGAGCUGGUGUUUCCUCGAUGGCUGUUGCCGGAACUUUAACAAUGAAUGGGAUAAUAUAUAUAUAUAUUUUUUUUUUUUUAAACAAUUUAAAUUGUUAAGUAUUUAAGUGAUCAGUUUUUGGUAUUAAAAAUUCAAUUUGUUUAAAUUGUUAUCUUAUAAGUUUACAAAUUUUAUUUAAUAAAAUUGACAUUUGUUGAGUCAUUUUUGUUUCUUAAUUAAUAGUAGUUAUAACAAUGCAAUAGAUUUUUAGAGGUUAUUAAAAUAUACCAACCAACUACCCAGUUCAAAAAUUUUAAGAAAUUUGUAUAUAUUAUCGAAAAUAUCAUGUUAUUUAAUAAAUCAUAUUUUGUCAGGUCACAUAUCACAAAUUCUUCUUUAUAGACCACUUUCCCUUAAGAUUUUAAUGGAAGAAAAACAAUUUCUCUGAAUGAUUAUAUAAACUAAUUGAACAAGAACAUUCAAUGAAAUGAAGAAAUUAUAUUCCAUCAACUUAAAAUCUGAACACAUAGUUGAAUAAGUAUCACAACAAUUGUGCAUGAUUUAAAUGUAUUGACUUACGUCAAAAGAACUAUAAACCAUGUAAAUUAAAUAUCUGGUGAACCAUACAAUAAAUCAAAAUGGUCCUGGAUGGCGUUCAAGAAUAACAUAUAAUAGU
Molecule: messenger RNA, 3556 nt
Organism: Nezara viridula (southern green stink bug)
Lineage: Eukaryota; Metazoa; Arthropoda; Insecta; Hemiptera; Pentatomidae
Source: the annotation of a GenBank genome assembly